Messenger RNA from Labrus mixtus (cuckoo wrasse), 1284 nucleotides. Its product is annotated as ceramide-1-phosphate transfer protein-like. Gene Ontology annotation, molecular function: ceramide 1-phosphate binding; ceramide 1-phosphate transfer activity. Bases 173 to 1189 code for a protein of 338 amino acids. Gene Ontology annotation, cellular component: cytoplasm; membrane; cytosol. The record is from RefSeq and is a predicted model, not a curated record. The transcript is spliced from 5 exons. Gene Ontology annotation, biological process: intermembrane lipid transfer; ceramide transport. Lineage: Eukaryota; Metazoa; Chordata; Actinopteri; Labriformes; Labridae.
AGAGAGGUUUGUACGGGCUAGUAAACAAUGUGUGUGUUUGAACAGCAGGAGUCAAAGUGAAAGUGUGUGUGUUGAGGUGUGUGUGUUGAGGUGUGUGUGUUGAGGUGUGUGUGUGUUAAGGUGUGUGUGUGUUGAGGUGUGUGUGUUGAGGUGUGUGUGUGUCGGGGUCGUCAUGGUUUUCCUCAGACGGACGAUGCUGCUUCGCUUCCUGCUAAUGUCGGCCAUUUUGGCUCUGUUCCUCUUCAUCAGCUCGCUCUGGCUACCUAACGGUGGACUCAGAGACUGUGGCGGUCCUUGGCAGCCAUGUUUGAGUUUUCACAAACAAAUGCCUGAGCCGCCAUUGGCUCUCGGGGAGUGGGUGGAGCUGAACAAAGCCCCGCCCCUAAUAAAGGAUUGUCCUGGCCAGUCGUUUCAGGCCCUUCUUCUUCUGCAGUAUUUAAAGUCGAGCCUGGCGGACGCUGACGACCUCCUGCUGGAGUCCUACCUGCAGAGCUGGGAUCAGUUACUCAAAUUCAUGGAGUCUCUGGGGACGAUGGUCAGUUUCUUUUCUCAGAAGGUGAAGGAAAAGGUUGUACUGAUACGAGAGCUGUCACUCAAACACAGCGCAGAGGCUCAUGGGAAACGUGGUCUGUCCGUCCGCAGUGGACUACAAACCCCAGAGUCGUUUGGGCUCCAAAGAGGAGUAAGAGGAAGAAGUGUUGUUAAAUCCUUCCUGACUGAUUUAAGAUCAACUGUCAACCAUUCUCUUUAUUUUUCUUUCAAGGCCUAUCGUUCACUACGAUCCAUGGUGAAGGCGGAGCUAAAAGAGGGCGUGGUCGACUUCUCUCGCCGUACAGAUUCAGGUUGCAGGACUCUGCUGCGGCUGCAUCGCUCUCUGCUGUGGUUGAAGCUCAUGUUGGAAGGUUUAGCUGACGGACCAGACGCAGACGGGCGAUACAAAACACCGGGAGAGCUGAGCAGAGAUGCGUAUGAGGUGGCGUUGGCUCCUCACCACCCCUGGCUGCUCCGUCAGGCUGCAGAGUUCGUCUUCCUCGCGCUCCCAGAGAGACGCUACUUCCUGCAGCUUGUGUGUGUUCAGAGCCAGCGAGAGGCCACGCCCGUCCUGCACGUCAUCAUCCACGCCCUGAAGCUCGUGCACACCCAAACGCAGCGCAUCCUGCAUGAACAUGACAUGCUCGAGCUGCCCUGAAUGCAGCACGGCAACACGACAGCAGAAGGAAAAGACUUCCCGUUGUUAACGUUUCAGAAAAGAUCAGAAACCAGCGACACCUCGAGGUCUCACUG